Molecule: messenger RNA, 1530 nt
Organism: Paraphaeosphaeria sporulosa
Lineage: Eukaryota; Fungi; Ascomycota; Dothideomycetes; Pleosporales; Didymosphaeriaceae
Product: benzoate 4-monooxygenase cytochrome P450
Exons: 7
Coding region: 1-1530 (509 amino acids)
Molecular function (GO): iron ion binding; oxidoreductase activity, acting on paired donors, with incorporation or reduction of molecular oxygen; monooxygenase activity
Source: RefSeq, a predicted model, not a curated record
AUGCAUUCUGUUACUCUUGCCUCUGUUUCCCUUGUGGCAUCUCUUCUGUACACCGUAUGGCGUCUUGUGUACAAUAUUUACUUCCAUCCUCUUGCCAAGUUCCCUGGUCCAUGGUGGGCCGGUGCCACCUCAUAUGCAGAAGCGUACUUUGACAUCAUCAAAGGUGGCCGAUACUUCAUAGAGAUUGAAGCGAUGCAUGCUCGCUAUGGACCCAUCGUAAGGGUUACUCCAACAGAGCUAUCGAUUCGCGAUGCUGAGUUCUAUGAGCAUAUUUAUGGAUCUAUGAAUGCUCGCCGUGACGUUGAUGAGACUUUCGCAAGGGUCACCACCGCCUCCACUUCGCUCCUUUGUACUGUUAACCAUGAUCAUCACCGAAUCCGCCGAGGUCCCCUUCUUGGCUUCUUCUCGAAGCAGGCCAUCACAAAACUUGAACCAUUUAUCUCUUCUAGAGUGGGUCUACUUGUCGAGAAGCUCAAGCGAGCGUAUGAGGUCGGACAUGUGAUUGAAGCUAACGAUGCCUACUCCGCAUUAACAACCGACAUUAUUAGCUUCUACGCAUAUGGUAAGAGCUUCGACUACUUGGGGAAGGACACCGACUCCACGUUCAGGAACGACUUCCUACACGCCCUCAGCGAUAUGGCUUUCGCGCAACCAAUAAUGCAGCACUUUCCAUUCGUAGCAGACUGUCUGCGGCUUCUGCCUGAGUGGCUAUUAACAGCACUCAACCCAGGCAUAUCAUGCGCCAAUAACCUGCGCAUAUGGUGUUCUACGAAUGCUUCGAAAGCGCUCGAGGCCGCCAAGUCGAAUAAAAGGAAGCAUUCAGGAAAACCGGAAACGAUUUUUGAAGCACUGUUAAGCGACAGCUUGCCGCCCGAGGAGAAGACACUGCAACGUUUGACUGAUGAAGGCAUAGUUAUCUUAGGUGCAGGCCUGGAGACCACGGCGCGAUACUUGACAAAUGUCACAACCCAUCUCCUCCUUAAUCCGUAUUGUUUGGCCAAACUUCGAGCCGAGCUUAAGACGGUUAUGCCAACACCCGGAGACUGCCCACCCAGCAUUAUCUUGGAGAAUCUUCCAUAUCUGUCCGCUGUCGUUCAAGAAGGACUUCGUUGCGAGAGAGUCUUGGCGAGCCGCUUCACAAGAAAGCUUGUUGAGCCCCUGCCAUACAAGGACUUCUUGAUCCCCGCCGGUACCAACAUCGGAUGUGCAAUAUAUCUUCAGAACCACAUCGCCGAAGUCUUUCCUGAGCCUGAUAAGUUCCGACCGGAGCGUUGGAUCGAAGCGCGCGAACGGGGCGAAAAUCUAGUUAAGUAUCUAGCAACGUUUGUCAAAGGUGGCCGCAUGUGUCUGGGCAUCAAUCUGGCUUACACUGAGCUGUACAUGACGGUAGCGACGAUCUUUCGCAACUUUGAGAUGGAGCUCGUUGACUCUGGUCUCGAAGACAUCGCCAUGGCGCGCGCGUACCAGUUUAGCUUUACGGAGGACUACAGAUGGGGAGUCAAAGUCAGGAUCACGCAGGUUCUGAAGUAA